Messenger RNA from Vidua chalybeata, 2360 nucleotides. RefSeq lists its product as uncharacterized. Bases 642 to 2003 code for a protein of 453 amino acids. The transcript is spliced from 2 exons. The record is from RefSeq and is a predicted model, not a curated record. Lineage: Eukaryota; Metazoa; Chordata; Aves; Passeriformes; Viduidae.
CCCAACCCCAGACCGGGGUCACUUGUACGUGCGGCGUUCGAGCAAAUACAACCUACUUUGGACUGCACAACAAGUGCCCAAUCUUUUGAGUCUCCUUAUCUCAUUCAUGGUAGCGCUCUCAAAAUAGCUCUGUCUGUAUGAAACGAACCCCAGAGUUGGUUGUUGCUUCUCUCUGACUGCUCCUGGAAGCGCCUGGCCCACGCCCCAGGAAAAAGGAGCCGGGCGGAAACAAGGAAGUCGGAGAGAGAAAGCGACAAGUGGCGCCGCAAAGUGUGGCUCUGAUACAGCAGCUGUUUUUAGGGCGCGACAGAUAGCGCUUUGGUUUGGGGCUUUUUCAGACGCGUUUUACACCGCCGUCACCGCGGGAGACACAGCCACUGACACCGCCACCGUAGAGCCGUCGGCACUACAGUCUGCCCGGCGGGAAAAAGCCCUUGGACCACGUCGUCCAUGAGGGGGUUCUCACCCCCUUCCGCGCAGCUCCGCAGCACUGUCGCCACUGAGAAACUGUUCCGGUUUCUGUCCAGUUCUAUUUUCAGCGAGGAUGAGACGCAACUUCCACACACCGUGGAAGACGGCUUCAGACUGGGAACCGCUGCUGUUUUUUGUUUGUUGUUUUCUAAUGGUCAACAGUUAGCAGGAUGUCAGUUUCUACGUUCCUGCUCCUUGUUUGGCUCCAGAAAAUGACCUUCUACCUGUCCACAGGGGACGCGUGGAUUGUCCCUCAGCCAUGGAAAAAUGUGUGGGUCACCCUUGCCCAAGCCUUGAAACAAGAACACCUGUGUUUAGCUACUGCCUCAGCAGAAAAUCCGAUGUCCACAUGCUUGGUAGGGAUUCCGAGUAAGGGGCAAGAAUUUCCAAAGUCCUUGAUCCAUUUGCAAAAAGAGUUAAAUGAAAACAAUCCACCGAAUAUUUGGGCAGAGUUCGACAAGCACAAGGAUGUUGUAGAAUGUGUUAAAAUACCUGUUCAGAAUCCCCUGCUCCUGUGGCAAAAGUUUGUUCUAGACCUGCCUGCUGCUGAUGGGGAGCCCCAGGAAUUAGAACUACUGGGCUCCACAAAAGCUGAAUUUUGCGUUCAAUUCAAUUUUUCACCAGAUAAAGAAAUAAAACUAUAUGCACAGGUCAGACAAUACAAGAUAGAACUCAGAGCAGGCCAAUGGUGCACAGCUGUUGCUGUUUUAGAGAUCCCUAGCACCACGGAUUUCUAUCCCCUCAAGCUGGAAAAGGGAAUGUUUUUCAUCCGUGGGGAUAGAGCAUAUCCAGGAAUCCCUUCUCGUCUCGCUGGAGGUCCAUGCAUGCUGGGGCGUCUUUCCCUUGCUUCCCCCAACAUGACUCAAAUUCCAAUUGGGAAAACAAAAAGUGAAACAAAAAUUACUAAACGGAGUGCAAAUCAAUUUGAUGAACAUUGUGACGCUGAAAUUUACCAUUGGGCAAAAUCAAAAAGGGUUGCUGUCUCUGUGUUUCCACCAUGGGUAGCGGCAGCCAAAGCACUGAGUGAAUUAGGCAAUUUAGAAUGCUGGGUGACGAAGCAGGCAAGUUUGACAUCGGCAGCCUUGAGAGAUCUCCUGGCAGAUGAGGAAAUUACCAGAAAGGCUACCCUGCAAAACAGGGCAGCUAUCAAUUUCCUGCUGUUGGCACAUGGGCAUGGAUGCAAAGAAUUUGAGGGAUUGUGUUGCUUUGAUUUGUCAUCAAAAGGCCAAAGUGUUCAAUCAUCCAUCCGGGAAAUGAGAAACCUCAUUGGGAGCGUGAAACAGGAGAAUGAGGACUGGUUCAAGGGCAUGUUUAAGGGCUGGGAUCUUUCUGGGUGGGUGUUGUCCCUUCUAAAGGACAUUUGUUAUGUUGUAGUUGCAAUUUUUUUAGUUUUGCUAUUGUUUGGGAUUUUUAAGCUAAUCAUUUCUAGCAAUGCUUCCUCCAAGUUUGCAACCUCCGCACCUGGCAUUGCUGCUGCCACCACGGGAGGAGAAUGGUGGGAGAAUGGCAAACAGGACGACACUGCAGUUUAAUAGCCGCAGUUUCUCCUUCCCUCAAAGCUCCAUUCAUUUUAUUAAACAAAAGAGAGGGAGAUGUGGUGGUGUGUGGCUACGCAGAAGGAGCAGAAAGCUUUGUGAAUUUGAAAUGGGAGUUUCUGUUUUGUAAAUAUGAGGCUGAAGGUUCUAUUCUGUAUUUUUACAUGUAUUUACCCUUCCCCCUGACGCUAUUCCCAUUGGAUUUCACCUGUAAUGUAUUCAUACUGGGCAUUGUUUCUAUUAGUCUUACCUUAUCUCUUGUAUUCCCUAUAAAAACUGUAACCCAACCCCAGACCGGGGUCACUUGUAUGUGCGGCGUUCGAGCAAAUACAACCUACUUUGGACUGCACACAA